Pipistrellus nathusii (Nathusius's pipistrelle) is the source of this 1047-nucleotide messenger RNA. The record is from the annotation of a GenBank genome assembly. Lineage: Eukaryota; Metazoa; Chordata; Mammalia; Chiroptera; Vespertilionidae.
AUGCCCCGCCCCCCGCGGUCCUACCAGCAGGAAGCGAGGAGAGAGCGCGUGCGCAGAAGGUUGGCCUUGCGCGUGCGCACUCACCCGCGCCCGCGUGACCCCGCCCACCGCAGCUUUCCCACGGGUUCCGCACCCGGAAACGCAGGUGCGCGCGCAGGGCCCCGAGCUCCUCCCGCAGGUGGAUGGGCGUGCGCCGCCGGCGAUGUCGUGAUCUGGCCCCGGGCGAGGGGCGCUGCCAGAUACUCCUGUUAUAUGAAGUUGAACAUGGAGGAAGAAGAGGACUAUAUGUCUGAUUCCUUCAUUAAUGUCCAAGAAGAUAUCAGACCAGGAUUGCCGAUGCUGAGGCAAGUUCGAGAAGCCCGUCGAAAAGAAGAAAAGCAACAAGAAGCUAAUUUGAAAAACAGGCAGAAGAGUGUAAAGGAAGAAGAACGAGAAAGACGGGACAGUGGGUUGAAGAAUGCACUAGGCUGUGACAACAAAGGGUUUGCUUUGCUCCAGAAGAUGGGAUAUAAAAGUGGUCAGGCCCUUGGCAAGAGUGGAGAUGGUAUUGUUGAACCAAUUCCUCUCAAUGUCAAAACAGGGAAAAGUGGCAUUGGCCAUGAGACUUUAUUAAAACGGAAAGCAGAGGAAAAAUUAGAAAGCUACAGAAGAAAGAUUCACAUGAAAAACAAAGCUGAAGAAAAUGCUGCAGAACAGUUCCGAAUGCGACUUAAAAGCAAGCAAGAUGAAAUGAAGCUGGAAGGAGAUCUUAGAAGAAGCCAAAGAGCCUGUCAACAAUUGGAUACUCAGAAGAAUAUACAGGUUCCCAGAGAAGCCUGGUACUGGCUGAAGCUUGAAGAAGAGACUGAAGAAGAGGAAGAGGAAGAAAACAAACAAGAUGAAGAUGAAUAUGAGAGUGAAGAUUUAAGUGUACUGGACAAAUUACAGAUAUUGACGAGUUAUUUAAGAGAAGAACAUCUGUAUUGUAUUUGGUGUGGAACAGCCUAUGAAGAUAAAGAAGACCUGUCUUCAAAUUGCCCAGGACCAACUUCUGCAGAUCAUGACUAA